AACAGUGUUAUUGUGAAUGAUUUAUGAACAUCAAAAUAAAACAAACACACGUGCGGUGCGUAGUAUCAAAUAAACAAUUUUUUCCUUAUAAUUACGUUGUAAUGAGUGACGACGAGCUUAAAGAAAGUACAAUAGUGUCCACUGAACCUGUCGACAAUGCGUGGAACCUAAAAAUUCCGCAGUUUAAACCUGAAGAUAACCCCAACGGCUUAGUAGAAGAGAGCACAUUUGCAACACUAUUCCCAAAGUAUAGGGAAAAAUAUCUAAAGGAAGUAUGGCCUCUGGUGAAACAGGCUCUAUCUGAGCAUGAUCUUAAAGCAGAACUGGACUUGAUAGAGGGUAGCAUGGUGGUCAAAACUACGCGUAAAACAUGGGACCCUUAUAUUAUUAUCAAGGCACGCGAUAUGAUUAAGCUGAUGGCCCGCAGCGUUCCUUUCGAGCAGGCUCGUCGUGUAUUGCAGGAUGAGAUCGGCUGUGACAUUAUUAAAACUGGAAAUCUUGUUCAUAAAAAGGAUAAGUUCGUAAAGCGUCGUCAACGUUUAAUUGGACCCAAUGGAGCUACGCUAAAAUCAAUAGAGCUUCUUACUGAUUGUUAUGUAUUGGUGCAGGGUAAUACGGUGGCAGCUUUAGGCCCCUACAAAGGUUUGCAGCAAGUCCGAGACAUUGUACUAGAUACUAUGAACAAUGUCCACCCUAUUUACAAUAUCAAGGCUUUAAUGAUUAAGCGUGAACUAAUGAAAGAUCCAAAAUUAGCUAACGAGGAUUGGUCACGGUUUCUGCCGAAAUUCAAAAAUAAAAAUAUCAGCAAACGCAAGCAACCCAAGGUGAAGAAACCAAAGAAGGAAUACACGCCAUUCCCACCUGCGCAGACUGAAAGCAAAGUCGACAAGCAACUUGCUUCAGGAGAAUAUUUCCUUAGUAAGGAGCAGCAGCAAGCACGAAAACAACAGGAGCGCAAUACGAAGCAAUCCGAAUCCGCCAAGAAACAGGAGGAGCGCCGUAACAAAGAUUUUAUUCCACCUAUAGAAGACGGACCGUCCACAAGCCGCAAAAGGUCAGCUGAAAAUGAUAAUAGGAAAAUAGAUGUUAAGGCGUUAAAAGCGAAAGUGGCUAAAGCAGCCAAAAAGUCUAAAAUGGGGCCGUAAAUUAUAGCAUACUCUAUGCCCUAAAAUUGUAUAUUACUUUGUGUUUAUCACUGUUAAUACACAUACACUUAUAUUUUUAUAGUUAAAAUUACAAA
This is a messenger RNA of Anastrepha obliqua, 1240 nucleotides long. It is a transcript of the gene dbe, whose product is annotated as KRR1 small subunit processome component homolog. The transcript has a single exon. The coding region runs from base 24 to 1145 and encodes 373 amino acids. NCBI's taxonomy places the organism in Eukaryota, Metazoa, Arthropoda, Insecta, Diptera, Tephritidae. Gene Ontology annotation, cellular component: nucleolus; small-subunit processome. Gene Ontology annotation, molecular function: RNA binding. The record is from RefSeq and is a predicted model, not a curated record.